CAGUACAGAAUGUGCUCUGCUCUGUCUACAUGUUACUGACUGCAAAGGUUAUUUGUACAACCGUAGGACUGGUGACUGUGAUCUUUCAGAUGUUUUUUCCGUGUCAUUAUCUGAAGCAGGGUUGUGGAUUCGACCACGUCCAUCGCAGGAUUACAUGGCUUGGUUUCCGAACGAUCAUUGUGUCUCGUCGCCGUGUGAAAAUGGCGGAACGUGCCAGCUUAGCUGUAACCACGGAGAUGGAUUCAUAUGCAAAUGCCGCGCUUUGUGGACAGGAAUACUUUGCGAAACUCGCAUUCCUUACGAAUAUUUCUAUGGUGUCGCAACUGUCGAUCUUGACGACAAACUAUCGGAGAUGGAGUGCCCAAUUGGUAUGACUUUAAUAACAUGCGAAUGUGACGUCAAGCAGUGUGACGGAGCGAGUUUCAUGAAUACGGG
Saccoglossus kowalevskii is the source of this 435-nucleotide messenger RNA. RefSeq lists its product as uncharacterized. NCBI's taxonomy places the organism in Eukaryota, Metazoa, Hemichordata, Enteropneusta, Harrimaniidae. The record is from RefSeq and is a predicted model, not a curated record.